Messenger RNA from Vicia faba (fava bean), 765 nucleotides. Lineage: Eukaryota; Viridiplantae; Streptophyta; Magnoliopsida; Fabales; Fabaceae. The record is from the annotation of a GenBank genome assembly.
AUGAACAACAUUCCAAGAAACAACAACAGCAACGGAGGAACCCCACAGGCUUGUUCUGCUUGUAAAUACCAACGUAGGAAGUGCGGUCCAACCUGUAUUCUCGCACCAUAUUUUCCUCACGAACGUCAAAAACAGUUCCUCAACGCCCAUAAAUUAUUCGGCGUUGGUAAAAUCACCAACAUGCUUAAGAAUGUUGCUCCUGAAUCCCGAGAUCUAACCAUGUCUAGUAUUGUUUAUCAGGCUGAUAUGCGUGCUGCGGAUCCUGUUGGUGGUUGUUAUCGACAUAUUCAGCAUCUUCAAUCUCAGAUUGAUUAUUCUACUGCUGAGCUUCAUUUUGUUCUUCAACAACUUGCUAUUUGUAGAGCCGCAGCUUCUUCUUCUUCCAACAAUCAUCAUCAUUAUAAUGAUUAUAAUGAUCAUGAAGAUAUUAUUAUUCCACCUCAUUAUCAACCUCAUUUUGUUGAAGAACAACUGGACGAUGUUAAUAUGUUUCAACAGCCGCAAAUGCAACCGCAGUAUGUUGCUGAUGAUUUUGUCGGGGUUAACCCUAAUUAUGUUCCUUUGCAAGAGGAUCUUAACACGUGGGUGAAUUCUAUACCGUUGUCUCCGUUAACUCUGCAGGAUAACAAAAAGGAGGAGGAUGAGAUGGACCAAGAACGGGUUGGUGAUGAUCAUUUGAAAGAUGAUCAGAAACCUGUUUUUGACCUAACGAAUUCUUCGGAUAUCGGCAGACAUAGUACUAAUGAUCCGAGACAACAGUUAUGA